This is a messenger RNA of Adineta steineri, 960 nucleotides long. The record is from the annotation of a GenBank genome assembly. NCBI's taxonomy places the organism in Eukaryota, Metazoa, Rotifera, Eurotatoria, Adinetida, Adinetidae.
AUGCAUUCAUUAUAUUACCGUGGUUAUGGUCAAGUACGCGAAUUAUACCUUGAAGAUAACCAAAUGGGCGAUCCAUCUCUUGUGCUUCAAGCACCAAAUAUAACAAUCUCUCGAACAGAUAUUAUAAAAAAUUUCCAAAAAGCAUUAAAUUUAUUUGCUAAUGAAGGCAUUCGAAAACGUUUUAUGGUUAUUAAUUUUUCUAAAGGUACUUAUAUUAUUGGUGGAUACGUAUAUAUACCAAACAAGUAUCAAAGACAAAUACCAAACUACGAUUAUUUUUAUGAUAGUAAUCUUGAUAGAUUAAUACCAAUCGAACCAUUACCCGAUGGACGUGUUAGUUUUGCUAUAUGCAGUGAUGGACGAUAUAUUAUUUGUGCAGGAGGCCAUACUUAUAUGAAUGUUGCAUUAAAAUCCGUUUACAUGUUUGAUACAGAAGAAAGUAUUUGGAUUCGUUUACCAGAUUUACCAGCACCAACUAGUGGUGCUGGAAUAGCUUUUCAUAACGAUUCUAUUCAUUUACUAGGCGGUUUUGAUAUUAUUCUUAAUCGUUCUGUUGUUCAUGGUGAAUAUAUUGUAUUAAAUUUAAAAAAUACAGAUCAAAAUUGGAUUCGUCGAACUGAAAUUGUUCCAGGUCGAGCACGACCAUUACUUUUAAUUGUACCUGAUCCUCACAAUCCAAAUGAAACUGCUAUUUAUAGUGCUGGUGGUUAUGAUAUUGAUAGUUCUCAUAAACCACAUUCAGUUACUCGUCUAGAAUAUUAUAAUGAACGUUUUGAACGAUGGGAAUUCAUGGAUACAAUUGAAAAUUUACAGUUAGAAUAUGGUUUAUCUUAUACUAAUAAUAAAUUAAACGUUAUGGCUAAUGAUAUACGUUUACAACAGUAUGAUUUUCGCACAAGAAAAUGGACAAAAUCUAUCGUAAACAAUGUCUUGAAAAAGAAUAACAAUUCAUUAUUAUGA